CAACACAAGCUUCACAACCAAGGGCUAUUUCACAAAAAUAUAAGAAACUACCGGAAAAUACGCAACAUUAAAAAAUAAAAACCAACCUAAAUUGUUUUCCAUAAUCCCCAGCAGGAAAGUCAAUAGAAAUAACAUAAAAAACACCACUUAGUCUCUCAGGGAAAUGACCACAAGCAGUGAAGAUGUCUUGCUACAAAUGGGUGAGGUACGUUACAAGAAAGGCGAUGGAACACUCUAUGUUAUGAAUGAACGCCUAGCCUGGAUGGCAGAAAAUCGUGAUACUGUUGCCGUAUCCCAUAGAUUUGCCGAUAUUAAAACACAAAAAAUCUCUCCGGAAGGCAAACCAAAAGUCCAGCUACAAGUUGUUCUACACGAUGGCAAUACAUCCACAUUCCAUUUUGUCAAUCGUAAUGGCCAGCAGGCCAUGUUGGCCGAUCGUGAUAAAGUCAAAGAAUUGCUACAACAACUGCUGCCAAAUUUCAAGCGAAAAGUCGACAAGGAGUUGGAGGAGAAGAAUCGUAUAUUAUCGGAAAAUCCACACUUGUUUCAGCUGUACAAAGAUUUAGUGAUAACCCAAGUUCUAACCAGUGAUGAAUUCUGGAACACACACGCUAAGGAACAUGCCUUAAAGAAGACCAAUAAAAAACAAAGUAUAGGUGUAUCGGGAGCCUUCCUUGCCGACAUAAAACCCCAAACAGAUGGUUGUAAUGGUCUCAAAUAUAAUCUUACCGAUGAUAUAAUCCAUUGUAUAUUCAAAACAUAUCCCGCCGUUAAACGUAAACAUCAAGAAAACGUUCCUGCCAAAAUGAGUGAAGCUGAAUUCUGGACAAAAUUCUUCCAGUCGCAUUACUUCCAUCGUGAUCGUAUAACUGCCGGUACCAAAGACAUAUUUGCCGAAUGUGGUAAAAUCGACGAUCAAGCGUUAAAAGCUGCUGUGCAGCAAGGAGCCGGAGAUCCUCUAUUAGAUCUCAAGCAAUUCGAAGAUGUGCCAUUGGAGGAGGGAUUUUGUAGUGUAUCUGGCGAUCGUAACAAUGUGAAUAGUGGGAAUAUUGUCCAUCAAAAUAUGAUAAAACGAUUCAAUCAACACUCAAUAAUGGUGUUGAAAACCUGUACAGAUGUAACAUCGACGGGUGGGGCAGCUGGUACGGGGCCAUUAAAUAAUCAGAACAAGGACAAAACAGAAAAUGGCAGUGCCGAGAAGACGAAACAAAAAGAAAACUCAACAAAUGGCGGCACUGUGCCCGCAAGUCCUGAAAAACCUGCUAAAAGACAAAGAAUAACGGAAAAAAUUAUCUACGAAGAUUUGGGAGAACCUCUGCUGGUGCCAGAAGCCAACAGUGCUGAGGCAAAGGCAAGAUCACAACAAAUAAAUCUCUGUAAAGUGGAACGCUACUUACAUGGACCCAUGCCAAGUGCCAAUUUCGAUACCCACGAAGAUCCUCGGCGAAUGGAGGAGAUCCAAUAUCAUUUGUUAUGCUCCACUGAGAAUUGGAAUCAACGAGUACCUCAUAAAGUUUUAGUUAGUUCUACUGCAGCUGUAAAUGCUUUGGGAGAGCUUAGUCCUGGUGGUGCCUUAAUGCGGGGCUUUCAAGAGCAGUCUGUUUCGCAGCUUGUACCACCUGAUUUUGAAAAGGAUUUAAGAAAUCUUUAUCUAGCCCUAUCCGAAUUGUUAAAACAUUUCUGGCAUUGUUUUCCACCCACCACUCAGGAUUUAGAGGCCAAGGCCGUGAGAAUGCACGAAGCCUUGCAACGUUUUAAAAUGGCUAAAUUACAGCCAUUUGAGGAUCGUUGCCAACAAAAAUUAUCACCUUUGGGCGGCACAUUGACACAGCAUUUAAAUCGUCUGCUACAAUCGGCCAAUACAAAAUUUGUAACGUGGCAAGAGCGUAAAAUGCGCCAACAUAAAUAGUUUUUGUUGUGCUGUAGUAUUUCUUAUUUUUUUUACAUAAAACAAAAAAACAUUUGUGAAAUUCCUAUUAGAAUGUCCUACACAUGAA
Molecule: messenger RNA, 1997 nt
Organism: Musca domestica (house fly)
Lineage: Eukaryota; Metazoa; Arthropoda; Insecta; Diptera; Muscidae
Gene: Tfb1
Product: general transcription factor IIH subunit 1
Exons: 5
Coding region: 164-1909 (581 amino acids)
Biological process (GO): transcription by RNA polymerase I; transcription by RNA polymerase II; nucleotide-excision repair
Cellular component (GO): transcription factor TFIIH holo complex; transcription factor TFIIH core complex
Source: RefSeq, a predicted model, not a curated record